This is a messenger RNA of Verticillium nonalfalfae, 987 nucleotides long. RefSeq lists its product as uncharacterized. The coding region runs from base 1 to 987 and encodes 328 amino acids. Gene Ontology annotation, molecular function: 4-hydroxy-tetrahydrodipicolinate synthase activity. The transcript has a single exon. Lineage: Eukaryota; Fungi; Ascomycota; Sordariomycetes; Glomerellales; Plectosphaerellaceae. The record is from RefSeq and is a predicted model, not a curated record.
AUGCCUUCCAGCAAUAUUGCUUCCAAAUCCAACCCACUUCCGCCGGGAGUCUACACGCCUGUCGUUACUAUCUACAAGGCAAACGAUCCAUCGCAACAAGUGGAUCAUGAUGCCAUGUAUGUGCAGUGCCAGGGCCUCAUCAGUGCUGGAAUGCACGGCCUAGUUUAUCUCGGCACCAACGGCGAGCUCGCCCUCUUGACACCUGAGGAACGCAAAGCCAUUAUUCAAACUGCAGCGCGAGCAAUUGCCGACCUCAAAAAGCCCAAUUACCCUCUUGUCGCAGGCAUCUCCGCCCAGUCAACCUUCGAAACGAUCCUCAAUGCAAAAGACGCAGCGGGUGCCGGCGCCAACUUCGCGCUGCUGUUACCUCCGAGCUACUGGGCCAAGGCCCUGUCAAGCAACGCGCUGCUUGCCUACUAUCGCGCCGUAGCGGACGCGUCGCCGAUUCCGAUCAUUGUCUACAAUUUCCCCGGUGUCACUGCUGGUAUUGAUCUCGAUUCGGACCAGAUCGCGGCCCUGGCGUCUCAUCCCAACAUUUCGGCAGUCAAGCUCACGUGCGGAAACGUUGGGAAGCUGACACGCCUCACGAGCAAGUUCAAACACGAUCAGUUUGGCGUCUUUGGCGGCAGCAGCGACUACCUACUGCCAACGCUGCAUGCGGGCGGCAGUGGAUGUGUCACGGGCAUGGGCAAUAUUUUUCCGGGCUGCACAUCAGCGGUAUAUGACUUGUUCCAGUCAGGCAGGGUGGAUGAGGCAAGAAAGCUCCAGGACGACGUGGCUAAUGCGGAAUGGGCAUGCAAGAAGGGCAUUGCUUGCACCAAGUAUGGAGCCUGGUACUACUUUGGCAGAGGCCAAGGUUUAGACAGCGAGGCCUCCUGGAACAUGAGAAAGCCAUAUGAGCCUCUGAGUGACGCCAUGAAAAAAUGGACUUUGGAGACUUUAGGGGUGCUAGAGAAGGCAGAGAAGGAGAGGCCUUGGGACAGGUAG